Messenger RNA from Pyrus x bretschneideri (Chinese white pear), 927 nucleotides. RefSeq lists its product as uncharacterized. Lineage: Eukaryota; Viridiplantae; Streptophyta; Magnoliopsida; Rosales; Rosaceae. The record is from RefSeq and is a predicted model, not a curated record. Gene Ontology annotation, cellular component: nucleus. The transcript has 5 exons. Gene Ontology annotation, biological process: positive regulation of DNA-templated transcription. Gene Ontology annotation, molecular function: chromatin DNA binding; transcription coactivator activity. Bases 177 to 791 code for a protein of 204 amino acids.
AAAGGGUUGCGGAAAGCGGGUGGGUGCUGGAGAGCGUGUCCGAUUCGGUAAAUUCCCGCACCGUAGGAAGCCAGAGCGACGCGGUUAAAUUGAUCCAUCCCUCUGUGGCGGUACACCGGAGGAGGCAGAGAAAGAAGAAGAAAGAAACUGAGAAAUCUAGAGAGAGAGAAACAGAGAUGGCUGUGAAUCCUCAACUGUUCCCGAACGGCAUGCCGGUUCCUUUUGUGAACGAGAUGUUCGUCUUGGCCAGAGACGGCGUCGAGUUCGAGGUCGAUAAGAUUCCCGGAUCUGAUGGUGGUCGUCUGAAAGCAAAAGGAACGAUCUACUUGUCAAAUAUAAGGAUGGUCUUUGUUUCCAACAAGCCUGGUGGGAGCUUUACUGCUUUUGAUAUGCCCAUGCUUUAUGUCCAUGGUGAAAAGUUUAAUCAACCAAUUUUCUUCUGCAACAACAUUGCUGGUCAGGUGGAGCCUGUGGUUCCAGAAGGUCAGCAUGAGGCUCUUUAUUCGACUCACUCAUUCAAGAUUUUAUUCAAGGAAGGGGGUUGUGGGACGUUCGUUCCACUCUUUUUCAACUUGAUCUCCUCAGUGAGACAAUGUAAUCAGUAUCAACACCCCAACGCUGAGUCACAGCCUCGUGUGGAUCCUUUGCAAGCAGCACAAACUCCUGUUGAUGAGAUGAUGAGACAUGCGUAUGUUGAUCCCAACGAUCCAACGAGGAUCUUCUUGCAGCAGCCCACUCCAGAGUCUCAGCUGAGGCGCCGUACAUACCAGGCACAGCCCGCCGCACAUUAAAUGUAGUAUGAUAUAUUUGAAUAAAAUUACAUGUUUUAAGAACCCAUAAAAGUGUGUGCUGUUUUAAGAAGACUGUUUCUACCUGUAUAUUACUGAGAUAUCUAUUGUGAGUAAAGAAUCCGUUGAAUCUUCGCUA